Messenger RNA from Drosophila montana, 987 nucleotides. Its product is annotated as uricase-like. Lineage: Eukaryota; Metazoa; Arthropoda; Insecta; Diptera; Drosophilidae. Gene Ontology annotation, biological process: purine nucleobase catabolic process; urate catabolic process. Bases 1 to 987 code for a protein of 328 amino acids. Gene Ontology annotation, cellular component: peroxisome. The record is from RefSeq and is a predicted model, not a curated record. The transcript is spliced from 2 exons. Gene Ontology annotation, molecular function: urate oxidase activity.
AUGUUUGCGACUCCACUGCGGCAGGUCAGGAGCCAGAAAGGGGCAGAGCUGGAGCAAUCGCAAAGAUACAAGAUACUCAACAAGGGCUACGGCAAGGAUGCGGUCAGGUUGAUGUAUGUCAAUCGGAGCGGUUCGGUGCACAGCAUUCAGGAAUUCGAGCUGAGCACGCACCUGAAGCUGAGCAGCAGCAAGGACUAUCUGCAGGCGAACAAUGCGGAUAUUAUUGACACCGAUGCGCAAAAGAAUCUCGUUUUCAUUCUGGCCAAGCAGCAUGGCAUCGAGGGUCCCGAAAAGUUUGCCCUGCUCGUGGCCAGGUAUUUUCUAAGCAAAUAUUCGCACGUGGAGGAGGUUCAUAUGCACAUGGAGACAUAUCCCUGGCAACGCAUACGCACGACGGACGACUCCAAGCUGGGCGAGAACAAAUCUUGUCUCCGUACAGGAGACAGUUCCCAGCUGCACAAUCACGCCUUCAUCUUUCAGUCCGAGGCGCAGCAUUUUUGCGACGUCAUCCUCACGCGUCAGGAUUCCAAGCCGACAGUCUUCACGGGCAUCAAGGGACUGCGCCUCCUGAAGACCACGAAAUCAUCAUUUGUGAAUUUUGUGGACGACGAAUACCGCACGCUUCCGGAUUUGCCGGAUCGCACGCUCUGCACCGUUGUGGACAGCUCCUGGGAAUACUCGGACUUUGAGACUGUUGACUUUUCGCGCACCUGGCAGACUGUCAAGGAUGUUGUGCUCAAGAACUUUGCCGGCGAUCCAAAGGAGGGCAUCGCCUCGACCUCGCUGCAGAACACAAUGUAUCUCAGCGGGCAGCAGGUGCUCGAUCUGGUGCCACAGGUGUCUCACAUCUCAAUCACGAUGCUCAAUUUGCACUACGCGAAAUUCAAUACGAAACCCUUUCAAAAAUUGGUGCCAGGAGAAAAUAACGAGGUGCUCGAACCGGUCGAUAAGCCAUUUAGCACCGUCUAUGUGCAGCUCUCACGUUAG